AUGGUCGCCUCCGACGUCCCCGUCUGCUCAACAAUGGGGAAAAACAUCUUACUCCAGGGUGGAAAUGCCGCUGAUGCUGCAAUUACAGUCGCAUUAUGUAUAGGAUCGAUCAAUUCCCACAGCUCGGGGAUUGGCGGGGGUGGGAUCAUCCUAUCCCGAUCCAACAACUCCACGAUCUCCAUCGACGCUCGAGAAGUCGCCCCAGCGGGGGCAUAUAAGGAGAUGUAUGACCACCCCGAGGGAUAUAGGUAUGGAAAUGGGAGUCGAGUGGGUGGGUUGGCUGUGGCGGUGCCGGGGGAAUUGAAAGGGUUGUAUAGUUUGUAUAAACUUCAUGGAUCGGGGAAGUUGGGGUGGAAGGAAUUGAUUAUGCCGGUGGUGGAGUUAAAUAGACGGGGGUGGGAGGUGAGUGAAUUAUUCGGGGCUGUGGUUGAGAAAGAGUAUAGAGAAGUAUUAAGCAAGUAUCCUGAUUUAAAGCUGUCCUGGGGUGGGUUUAUUUUGAAAGAAGAGAAGAGUACUGGAGGGGGAGAGAUGGAGAUGGUGAGAGUGAAGGCGGGGGAUUGGAUAAAGAGGGAGAGAUAUGCUGAUACUUUGGAAUUAGUUGCUAAUAAUGGAAGCCAUGCUGUUUUUUAUGACCCCCAUGGACCAAUUGUUAAGAGUUUGGUGAAGACCGCUAGACGAUUUGGAGGGAUUAUUACAAAAGAAGAUUUUGCUAGAUAUGAUGAUAUUGUGGAAGAACCAAUCUUUGUCCAAGUUAAUAAUAUGAGUGUUUAUACUGCCAAUGGAAUAUCAUCAGGAUUAGCACUUGUAUCGGGGUUGAAAUUUUUCGAUAGGGUAUUUGAUGAAUCAGAUGAUGAAUUGAUGUAUAAUCAUAAACUCAUAGAAUCAUUCAAAUGGCUUUCAUCUAUCCGGACUAGAUUUGGAGAUGUUUCCAAAACCUAUCAAAACGAUCUAGUCAAGAAAUAUACCGCCGAUACCUGGAUAGAUGAACUUCUUGACCUGGGGAAAUUCUCAACCAAUACCACAUUUGAUUGGAAACAUUAUGAUCCCAAAUAUUCAAUCCAAGAACCCCAUGGCACAGCCCAUUUCUCAGUCGUCGAUAAAGAUAAUAAUGCUGUCUCAAUGACCACAACAGUAAAUCUCUUAUUUGGAUCAAAAGUACAUGACCCACAAACCGGGAUUGUCCUCAACAAUGAAAUGGAUGAUUUUUCACAACCACACAUCUCAAAUGCAUUCAAUCUCACUCCAUCGAUCUAUAAUUUCAUCAAUCCUUAUAAGAGACCAUUAUCUUCAAUGGCACCUACUAUUAUUAUAAAAGAUGACAAGGUGGAUUUGGUAAUUGGUGCAGCUGGCGGGAGUAGGAUAACUACUGCGAUCUUACAGGCGAUCAUUAGGUUAUAUUAUCAGAAUAUGGAUCUUUUGAAGGUGAUUUCAUAUCCUAGGUUACAUCAUCAAUUAAUUCCGCAAGGGAUUAUGUGUGAGAAUGUGACUAUGUAUAAUGAAGAGUUUGCAACAAAAGAAGGGAGCAGGAGUAUGAGGGAAAGGAUGAGUGAGUUGAGACAUGAUUUUAUUGAGACUGGUGCAUUGACUGCAAUGAAUGGGAUUAAAAGAGUGAAUAGUGUGAGUGAGAGUGAGAGUGGUAGUGUAUUAGAAGGUGUUUGUGAUUGGUGGAGAAAGAGAGGUGAAGCAGACGGGUAUUAG
Messenger RNA from Hemisphaericaspora subhashii, 1698 nucleotides. It is a transcript of the gene CIS2, whose product is annotated as gamma-glutamyltransferase. The record is from RefSeq and is a predicted model, not a curated record. Gene Ontology annotation, molecular function: glutathione gamma-glutamate hydrolase. The transcript has a single exon. Gene Ontology annotation, biological process: glutathione catabolic process. Gene Ontology annotation, cellular component: fungal-type vacuole; plasma membrane. Lineage: Eukaryota; Fungi; Ascomycota; Pichiomycetes; Serinales; Debaryomycetaceae. The coding region runs from base 1 to 1698 and encodes 565 amino acids.